AACGCACUCUGUCGGCUGCAGCGGCCCCGACGCGGCGCUGCGCCACGCGCAGCAAGGGCGAGGGCAGUGCGCAGUGGCAGUGCGCAGGCAGUGUGCUCGCUGCGACCUGCUGCGUCAGUGGGGGGCUCUUUCACGUCGCCGCCAGUGUCACUGUUGCCGCGUUCGCCGCGCCACUCCACUCCGCUCCACUCCACGAUUCCAACAUGAAGUUCGCAGAGCAUCUUUCAGCUCACAUAACUCCAGAAUGGAGGAAGCAAUAUAUCAGCUACGAGGAAAUGAAGGCAAUGCUGUAUCGAGCUUAUGAAGAGCUACCAUCUGCAGAAUCAGUCGAACCAGAAGUACUAACACGGCAGCGGGCCAAUUUUGAUGACCACUUCUUCUUGUACUGUGAAGCAGAACUAAAGAAGAUAAAUACGUUUUAUUCUGAGAAGCUGGCCGAGGCCACGCGGAAGUUCGCGGCGCUUCAGAGCGAGCUGUCGGGGGGCCACGUGGGCAGCGUGCAUGCGGUGACUGUGCUGCCGCAGAAGAAGAUGCAGGAGCUGCGCCUGGCCUUCAGCGAGUUCUACUUGAGCCUCAUUCUUCUGCAAAACUAUCAGAAUUUGAAUUUCACUGGGUUCCGCAAAAUUCUCAAGAAACAUGAUAAGCUCCUAUCUGUUGAUGCAGGGGCUCGAUGGAGAGAAGAAAAUGUGGAGACGUCACCCAUUUAUACCAACAAAGACAUUGACCGCCUCAUUUCGGAAACAGAAAAUGUUGUGACCCAAGGACUAGAGGCGGGAAAUCGACAGAGAGCAAUGAAGCGGCUUCGGGUACCACCACUAGGGGAACAGCAAAGCCCAUGGACAACAUUUAAAGUUGGAUUGUUUUCUGGAUCAUUUAUUGUCCUCUUUUUAGCUGUUGUUCUGUCAGCAAUAUUCCAUGAAACACCAGAUGAUGGUGAUGAUGAAGAAGAAGAAGAAGGUCCUGGUAGCCUAAGACAAGCAUUCAGACUCUAUCGAGGACCAUUGCUUAUCAUAGAAUUCUUGUUUCUAAUGGGAAUUAAUGUUUAUGGUUGGCGGUCUUCAGGAGUAAAUCAUGUUCUCAUCUUUGAACUAGAUCCUCGCUCCCAUUUAUCAGAACAACAUUUAAUGGAACUUGCUGCCAUUUUUGGAGUUGUAUGGACUCUGUCUUUGCUUGCCUUCUUAUAUAGUGAAGCACUUGCCAUUCCACCGUAUGUUAAUCCACUGGCUUUGAAUGCAAUAAUGUUCUUAUUCUUAAUAAAUCCUUUUCAUGUGUUUCGUCAUGAAGCUCGCUUUUGGACUCUGAAAGUAUUGGCUCGUAUUCUAGCAGCUCCAUUUUUUCAUGUUGGUUUUGCUGAUUUCUGGCUUGCUGAUCAAUUGAACAGCCUUGUAUCUGCUUGCUUAGAUUAUCACUUUUUGAUUUGUUUCUACAUCACUAAUGGCAACUGGCUUUCCAUUGGAGAUACAAGCCAAUGUUUGGAACAAUCAUGGAUAACAAGGCCAAUUGUGAACUGUUUGCCAGCUUGGUUUCGUUUUGCACAAUGCUUGAGACGAUACAGAGAUUCAAAGGAAGCAUUCCCACAUCUUGUAAAUGCUGGAAAAUAUUCUACUACUUUUGUGGUGGUCAUAUUUGCAACCUUGAAAUCUUAUUAUAGUGAUGAGUACAAGAGCUCACUCUCGAAUCCAUAUUUUUAUUUAUGGCUCCUAGCACAGGUUGUGAAUUCAUGUUAUGCAUACACCUGGGAUAUAAAAAUGGAUUGGGGUUUAUUUGAUUCAAAUGCUGGAGAGAACACAUUUUUAAGAGAAGAAACGGUGUACACAUCUGCAAGUUUUUACUAUUUUGCUAUUGUGGAAGACUUUGUUUUGAGGUUUGCUUGGAUAUUUACUUUAAUUCUCACUGAAAUGAAACUAGUCAGUAGUGAUCUGAUGACUUCUAUUUUAUCUCCAUUGGAGGUUUUUAGGAGAUUUAUAUGGAACUUUUUUCGACUGGAAAAUGAGCAUUUAAACAAUUGUGGAAAAUUUCGUGCUGUGCGAGAUAUAUCGGUUGCACCGUUAGAUGCUUCAGAUCAAUCACAAAUAGUACGAAUGAUGGAUGAAGAAGAUGGUGUUAUAAACAGACAAAAAAAGAAAAUCCCAAUAUCUGUAGGUUCAGUUAAAAGCAAGAAAGAAGAUAAGAAAAUAUUUUUAUUGAAAACAACCAGUAAAGAACAUUUUGAUAUUGCAACUCCUGUGUGCAGCAAAUCUAACGAGAUGCAGUUGCCUAACGUCUUAAGCAGCACUUCUAUUACAGAAGGACGAUCGAUUCUGAAGAAGAGACAAAGGAAACCUCUCCAAGAAGUUGUCGACUUACAUUUAACUGCAGACACAAAACCUCAGACAAACACCAGAUCAAACAAUCGACGUGUGAGUUUUGCUGUAUCAGAAGUGAAAGAAUUUCGUCAGCCUGCUAAUGAAGGAACUCUCUGGGGAAGUUCAUACUUUGUUGAUAUCCAAAAAUCAUCAUCUGAAUCUGAAAACACUGAAUCAAGCGCAUCAGCUUUCCAAACAUCAUCAGGAAGUUGUGGAUCUGGAUUGAUCUAUUCACAGCAAGUCAUUGUACAAGAAACUGUAUCGGUAUCCUAUUCUGAUAUUGAUGAAUCUCAAGAAUUCAGAGAAGAUAAUUUAUCUGAUGUACAGUCAAAUCGGGUUUGUGAAUUGAUUGAUGUUGCAAAUCAAACAGAUGAAUCUGUUUUUCAAUUUUUAAAUAAUUUAAGAGACCCAACAAAAAAAAGUGAUGUUUGUAGAGAAGUUGUACCGACAUAUCUGCAGCAUGUCAAUAACGAAAGAAAAUUCAUGGAUCCUAGUGAAAUGUUGGGUGAAUUUUUGCAAUUGAAACCCAAUUUUCCCCAGACUAUCCCUUGUGAAACAUUUGAGAGACAGACUCCGACUACCCUUCCAUAUUCAUCGGUUUCCACAGAGGGAGAGUUCGAUAAAGAAAAUAGUAGUCUCCCAAUGAAUACAAAGAACAAAGAUCAUGCUUCUAUUUUCUCUGAACCAUCUGGAAUAUCUCAAAAACAUCCUCUUACUUUGUGUGAUGAUAGCUUUGAAAUUGCUAAGAAACAAGAGAUUGGAACCCAUUGCAAUGACAUCAAGCUUCUAGAUUGGUUGAGGGAAGGAAAAACGGCUGCAGUUAGGGAGAAACAGAAACCCAUUUGGAUAAAUAAUCAAUUAGGUAUUUCCAAUGAGUUGAAAAAUCUAAAACAUUCUCAUGAUCAUGUUGAAUACGAUAUGCAAGAUUGCCCUCAUAUUUCAAAGCAAUCAUUAAAAAAUGAACAUGAAGUUUUAAAUAACUCAAGUGGUGAUAUAAGUAUGUCAUUCACUUUAUCUAAUGCACCACUUCUGAACAUCUCGUGUACAAAUAAAGAUAGUACCACAGGUACGAGCUGCAAUAACUCAGAGUAUUCAGAAAUAGACCCAGAAACAAAAAACCUGAAUUUGGAGAAAAAACAAAUGCUCUCUGAUUACAAUAAUGGGCCUGUAGAAAAAGAAAGGUUGUCAAUAUCUCCAAAAGUCAGUGAGGCAUGUUUCAUUGAGAAAAAUAUGGCAUCUUCAUCAAGAGGAAAAGGGAUAGACAAUGAAGUAUCAAGUCAUAAAGACAAAUAUUCAGAUGUUUGUUUGAAACGAAUGUCACUGAAUGAAGUGGAGGGAGAAAAAAAUUCAUGCACCAAUAAUUCAAUUGCUUCAAACCAUAGUACUGGCUUUGAGAACGUUACCAGCAGCGUGUCACCAACAAUGGUAAAUGGAAGAAUUUUAGGAAACAUUCAACUUUCAAAUCAGUUUCCUAAUUGUGAAAAUGUUACAAGAAACAUGUCAUCGACUGUUCCUGAUGAAAUUGAUUUAAUUGGAGCGGCACCAGUCAGUAAUUUGGACAAUAUUAGUAGUGUGUCACUAACAAUGACUACAGGGAAAAUUUUAGAUAAUCAUUAUAUUUCAAGGCACGAGCCUGCUUUAGCAUUCAAAAGAAUUGGUUCACAAAUCAUAUCCAGUGAGAGAGAUUUCAAUAAUGUUGAAGAUGCAACUCAGAAUUUUAUUAAUAUUGGAAGUAAUUGUGAAAGUACUGUGUCACCAAUAACCACUGAAGACCCAAUUUUAUGUAACAGUCAAUCAUCAAGGCUGAGAGAUGUUAGUGGAAAUAAAUCACCUACCAUCCCUGUUAGGCAAAUUUUAUAUGAUGAUGCAAGUUUUUACUCGGGAUGUCCUAUUAAUGUAAGAAACAAAUUGCCAAGAAUAGUCGGAGAAAAAAUUGACACUAGAGUGUUACCAGCAGGGCAUUUUGAAAAAUGUUUGAAUGACAAUUUCACUGUUUCAAGUCAUGUUCCUUAUUUCCAGGAUACAAUUCCUAGAUAUUCAUGUCCCACAAAUCCUCAAGAAAGAGUUUUUAGUAAUGUGUCAUGUAAAAAUUAUAAUUGUUCUCUAGGAAAUCUUGAAGGAAGUGAAUUUUUAACAGAGUCUGGAGAAAGUAUUUCUGACAAAAAAGAAAUAUCACACCAUAUCUGUGAUUUCAGAAAUACUAGCAGACUUGUGUCACCAACAAUGCCUGCAGAAAGAAAUUUAGAUAAAAUUCAUAUAGCUGAUGAAAAGUCAGACUUAGUGAAUGAUAGCGGAAGUGUCUCUCCUACCAUGCCUAUGGGAAGAAUUAUUAGUGAAGGUCAGUCAAGUUCUCAUACUAACUGUAAAGGUAUCAUUGCAAUAAGUACUUCACCAGCAUUGCCUGCAGGAAGAAAUUUGGAUAAAAUUAAUAGAACAGAUGAAACUUCUGAGUGGGUAAAUGCGAGCAGUGUCUCUCCUACUGUGUCUAUGGGAAGAAUUAUUGGUGAAGGUCACUCAAAUCCAUAUACUAACUAUAAAGAUAUUAGUGCAGUAAGUGUGUCACCAACGUUGCCUGCAGGCAGAAUUUUGGAUAAAAUUAAUAGGACAGAUGAAACUUCUGAGUGGGUAAAUACGAGCAGAAGUGUCUCUCCUACUGUGCAUAUGGGAAGAAUUAUUGGUGAAGGUCAAUCAAGUCCAUUUACUAACUAUAAAGAUACCAGUGCAGUAAGUGUGUCACCAACAUUGCCUGCUGGAAGAAUUUUGGAUAAAAUCAAUAAGACCCACGAAUCUUCUGAGUUGUUAAAUGCCAGCAGAAGUGUAUCUCCUACCAUGUCUAUGGGAAGAAUUAUUGGUGAAGGUCAAUCAAGUCCACAUACUAACUGUAAAGACAUCAGUGGAAUAAGUGUGUCACUAACAUUGCCUGGAGGAAGAAUUUUAGACAAAUUUCAGACAACUCAUCAAAAUUCAGACUUCGUAAAUGCCAGCAGAAGUGUGUCUCCUACCAUGUCUAUUGGAAGAAUUAUUGGUCAAGGUCAGUCGAGUCAAAAUGCUGACAGUAAAGAUACCAGUGAAAUAAGUGCAUCACCUAUGUUGCAGGCUGGAAGAAUUUUAGGAAAAAUUAUUAAGACCAAUGAACCUUCAGACUUUGCAAAUGCCAGUAGAAGUGUGUCUCCUACCAUGCCUGUGGGAAGAAUUAUUGGUCAAGGUCAGACUGGUCAAAACACUGGCUGUAAAGAUAACAGUGAAGCAAGUGCGUCAACAUUGUGUGCUGGAAAAAUUGUAGAGAAAAUUCACGAAUCCAAUGAAGCAUCUGAUCUUGCUAACAUCAGCAGAGGUGGAUUUCCUCCCAUGCCAAUGGGAAGAAUUAUUGGUGAAAUGAAUACAAGUAAAAAUAGAGGCUUUGAGGUCACUCACAGGAGGAGUGUAUCACCCACAACACCCCUGGGAAGAGUUUUCCACAACAAUCAAAUAUCUUGUGAUAAUGUUGAGUUAGCAUGUAAAGUGGUGAAAGAAAACAUGGAUGAGCAAGGUGAUUUUUCAAAUUCUCCUUUACUGAAAUUGACUUCAGACAGAGAUUUAGAAAGCACUUCACCGUUACAAGAACAUAAUUCUGAUAAACUUUCAAAGAGUUCUAAUGAAAAUGUACCACCGAGCAUUUCCAAAGGGUAUAUAGCUAUGUGCGAUAAACACGUUUCAUUAACUGAAAGUCUGGAGAAAAUGUGUAUAGAUGAAAAGUAUGCGGUUGAAGAAUUUAUUGAAAAUGACAAGGAGUUUCCGCAUCAUAAUCCAAGAAAACAAGUAGAAAUUAAUUUUAAUGCCCAGGGAACUAGUACAAUUGUUGACACAAAUGUAUUUCAUAAAACUUGCAACAUAAAUAACUCAUUAGUAGCCACUGAUAGUAAUGUACUGAAAGAAACUCAAGAUGAUAGUGAUUGUAAGAAUGUGAAAAUUGGUUUUUACAAUUGUAAAACUAGAAUGGCUGAAACAGACAAUAAAAAUUUGGGUGAAUUUGUAAGAAUGGGGAAAGACACAGUUGAUAAAAUUGAGAAAACAUCAUUUAAUUUAAAUGAAGAGAAUACUGACCUUUCUGUAAUAAGAAUUAAUGAUAUUUCUACGGAUUUCUCAGAAAAUACAGGAAGUGUUAAUAAUCCUGCAGCUGUCAUUUGGAAAAGAAAUAGAGUUGAGACUGUGGAGCUGGAUAUUGAAAAGGACUUCAUUGAACAGAAGAAAGGAGGAAAUUCACUAUUUUUAACUACGGACUACAGAAAUUGUUCCAACAUAAAGUUGAAGGAAGUUCCAAAUAUUGAAGAAAAUUGUGAUGACAGUGAAAGGAUUAAUAUUAAUAUGAAUAGUGAUAGUAAAAUGAAUGUGGGUGAAUGCUUUGUUAAUAGCCAGAUUGUAUGUAAUAUGAAAAGUACAGAGAAAGAAAACGACACUCAUUAUUCAAAUUCUUCCACUAGUAGUAAAGUUGAAUGUGAGGGAAGCAACAAUGCGAGGUUCUGUGAAACAAAAAAUCCAGGAGGAUUGGUGAACAAUGGCAGUCAAACAAAUUGUAAAAAUACGAAUGUGAUUUGUAUUGAUGAUAAACGGGAUAAUGAAGAGGUAAUGCCAUGCAGUGAUGCUAGAGAUGAAGACUCUGAAGGGGUCGAGUCUGAUAUUGAAUUGAAUAUUGUUUCUUCACCCGUAAAAUUUCAUAUUUCUAAGGAUAAUUCUUUUUCCUCUGAAGCCAUAGAAGUUGAUAACACAUUCAGGAAUAAUGGAGAACUAAUAAGGAAUGUGAAAAGUGCCAAAGGUUUGGUUGUUUCUACUAAUGAAUGUACUGAUGAAAAAAAUGAUUCAUGUAAUGAAAAAACAAACAUUCAUAUUAAUAAGGAGGAAACUAAUGAGGAAAAUAAACAUUCUAAGAUUGUUGAAACGGUUUCAAAAAUUAAUAGACCUUCUAUAUGCAUUAGUGGCAUUGAUUAUAUUGAUUGGAAAUCUUCCUUAGAUGUGACAAAUGCAUUGAUGAAUAGCAAUAAUAAAAGCAGACCUGUCACAAUAUUUCCUGGAACUCAGAGUCCUCAUUUCCUGAUUCCAGAAUCCUCAAUUUCCAUAGUUAAAACAGGAGAUAACAAUUACAGCUCAGAAAUGGAAGGAAGUGUUUGCUCUGAAUCCAGUUUAAUUUCUCCAAGUAACCUCCAUAAUAAUGAAUUUGAUGGCGCCAAUGAUAUUUUGAUCAAAUCUUUUCGAAACCAAGGAAGAAAUGAUUUACUGAAAGAAAGAAGUACAAGUUCCUUUUCAUUCCACAAUGAAAAGUCAAAUAGAAUAAUUGAAACCCCUUGCAGAAUUGGAAUUGAAGUGAACUCUAAUAAGUUGAAAAUUCCCCAAUAUGUGCAACCUGUAUCCAAGUUAAUGAAUGUAGAUGAAAAGCCAACCACAAAUACAGUUGAAAUAGGCAUAUCAGUCUCUGAAAAUAAACCUCCAAUUUUAGGGGUAUCACCAGUGCAAUUAGAAGAUGAUAGAAGUGUAAAUUCCUCCACAGGCCAUCUAAGGUCAAUGCCAAGUGAUAUUUUACAGCCUCAAGACUUCAUUGAAAGAGUAUCCAGUUCUAAUUCACCAGGAACUUCUGCUCAAACUGACAUUGUAAUACAUGAUGAAAUGAUUAAAGGUGUUAAAAAGACUGUUGAGUUGCCUUCAAACACAAAUGAAGAGAAUAAAACAGAAAUGCAAGAAAUUCAUCCCCACACAUACUGUUCAAAAAGUACUGAUUCAGUAAUAUGUAUUGGUGCUAAAAAUGAUUUUGUAUUAAAUGAAAGCAAUACAAUUAAAGAAGACAUUAAAAUGAAUAUUGAAUUGCUCGCAGACAUUCAAGGAAAUAAAUUAGAAACGAAAGAAGUUCAUACUCAUACACCUUCAAAAAUGUUUGCUCCGAUAAUAUGUACCCAUGCUAAAAAUGACAUUGUAAUAAAUGAAAGCAAAUCGUUUAAAGGGGAUAUUGAAAAGAAAGUUGAAUUAUCCACAGGCGUUCAAGUGAAUGAAGCACAAAUUCACUCCUGUGUACCUUCAAAAAGUACUGCUCAGAUAAACUUUAGUGAUGCUGAAAGUGAAAUUGUAAUAAAUGAAAACAAAACUAUUAACGGGGAUGUUAAAAGGAACAUUGAAUUACCCACAGGCAUUCAAGUGAAUAAAAAAGAAAUGAAAGAAAUUCAUCCCCAUAAACCUUCCAAACGUUCUGCUCAAAUAAACAGUAAUGAUGAACAAUGGUCACCCCUUCAAAAGAAAACUAGAUUCUCUCCUCAGAUUGCACCAAACCUACCAACUCGAUUAUCCUAUUAUGAAUCCUUUUUCAGCAAGGAGAAUCAGACUCUCACUUCUACAUCAUUUAAAAGAAAUUACAGCUAUGCGUUUGGAUAUAAAAGUUCAACUAAUGAUUUAUCAUCUCAGGUGAUUCCACCCUUAAGUUUUGAGAGAUGGUUACAAGAACAAAGUAAAAAAUGUAAUUGGAAGGUUGAACAUAUUUCAUCGUCAAAAAUUAAUUUCUUUUUUUUGGAGAAGAAAGUAAAAGUUUAUGUUGAAAUUGAUCCUUCAAAUUUGAAUUUAUCAAAAAUUGAUGUCAAAUCUCAUCUUAAAGGAAAUAAUACUGCAAUAUUUUUGCAUAAUCUCUUUUUGAAGAGAUUGAAACUUGAUACUCUGAAAGUUCGUUUUCCUUCCAAAAAUGACAUUCCUGCUCUAAUUGACUUUAUUUCUACCGAAGAGGAAUUUAUUUUAGACUUUGCUCAAGAUUGGUUAGACCUGGAAAUUAGACAAGCCAUUCAAAUGAAGGAAAAUUUUUGUGAUGCUGAAAUUAAACGAUUAAUACGAGCUAUCCCUGGGGGACCUCACUUGCUAAAGGAUUAUGUCAGUCAUUUGCACAAUUACAUCCUUACAAAGGAGAAAUUUGAAGGAAAAGGAAGUUUCCUUGCAGAGUAAAUAAUUUUUUAGAUAAUUGUGAAUAUGUAUAAUAUGUGUUAAUAAGUAGAAUUGAUUUUGUGUAUUGUAAUGAGCCGUAAUUAUAACGGUUAAAUAUCAUAUUUGUAAGUGAUAUAUUUCAUUGACUUGUGUCCCUGAAUCCCAGCAAAUGCAAAAUGUUCACAAUACUACAGAAAACAUGUUGAAACUGCUCUAGAAGCUUUUUUUCCUCCCCUUCUUCUUCUAAAGGAUCUUAGAAUGAUUUUGAUAAACAUAUCAAUGAUUUGAAAACACAUUUAUGUUGUAAUGAGCUCUACAGAUAGAAACACCACGCCAGCAGGUGUGUUCACUGAUAAUCUCUGCAUUUUCCCUUGAUAUUUCUUUCUUUCUUCUCUCUCCCUCUUUCUUUCUCUCUCUCUCCCUCUCCCUUUCUCUUC
Messenger RNA from Gryllus bimaculatus (two-spotted cricket), 9709 nucleotides. The record is from the annotation of a GenBank genome assembly. Lineage: Eukaryota; Metazoa; Arthropoda; Insecta; Orthoptera; Gryllidae.